Messenger RNA from Alnus glutinosa, 2050 nucleotides. RefSeq names its product EH domain-containing protein 1. Lineage: Eukaryota; Viridiplantae; Streptophyta; Magnoliopsida; Fagales; Betulaceae. Gene Ontology annotation, cellular component: intracellular membrane-bounded organelle; plasma membrane; cytoplasm. Gene Ontology annotation, molecular function: GTP binding; protein binding; calcium ion binding. The transcript is spliced from 16 exons. Gene Ontology annotation, biological process: endocytosis; endosomal transport. Bases 158 to 1795 code for a protein of 545 amino acids. The record is from RefSeq and is a predicted model, not a curated record.
UGUCACGAUCGCGCUACAUCCGUAAGUAGAAAGAAGUCUCUGUCAAGUCUCAAUUCUCUCUUCCCCAGAAAAUAUCUCGAAACCGAAGCAGAGAAUCCAGAGAGCGUGGUUUUUCCAUGUUGAAGAAGAUCUCGCUUCAUCUGAUAUUCUAACUAUAAUGGAGAUUGCUUCCAUUCCAAUCACUUCGUGCUCCAUAGAGCACCAGAAGAUCUAUCAGGAAUGGUUCAGUUACGCUGAUGCAGAUGGCGAUGGGCGCAUUACAGGGAAUGAUGCUACAAAGUUCUUCGCCAUGUCGAAUUUGUCCAGGCAAGAUCUCAAGCAGGUGUGGGCAAUUGCAGAUUCGAAGAGACAGGGAUACCUUGGUUUCAAGGAGUUUAUCGCUGCUAUGCAGCUAGUAUCUCUGGCACAAGCUGGUCAUGCAAUAACACAUGAUCUCUUGAGUAGUGAUGUUGACUUGGACAAUUUGAAACCUCCUGUUAUAGAGGGUUUGGAUGCACUGAUAGCAAAGAAGAAGCGUAAAGAGAAGACAAGUGAACUUGAUACCAAUGGUAGUUCUCAAGUGCAGAUAUCACCUUCAGCUAAUUGGUUUUCAUCAAAAUCAUCAAAGAAGGUACCUCUUUCCUCUGUUACGUCAAUAGUUGAUGGCUUGAAGAGACUGUACAUUCAGAAGCUGAAGCCAUUAGAAGUUGCAUAUCGCUUUAAUGAUUUUGUAUCCCCAGUUCUGACAAAUAGUGAUUUUGAUGCCAAACCAAUGGUUAUGCUUUUGGGUCAAUAUUCCACUGGGAAAACGACAUUCAUUAAGCAUCUGCUCAAAAGUAGUUAUCCAGGAGCUCACAUUGGACCUGAACCUACAACAGACAGAUUUGUUGUCGUAAUGUCUGGACCCGAUGAAAGAAGUAUCCCUGGGAACACCAUUGCCGUUCAAGCUGACAUGCCAUACAGUGGUUUGACAACUUUUGGAACUGCUUUUUUGUCAAAAUUUGAGUGUUCUCAAAUGCCACAUUCGCUGCUGGAGCACAUCACUUUUGUGGAUACUCCUGGUGUUCUGUCUGGAGAAAAGCAACGAACACAAAGAGCUUAUGAUUUUACAGGCGUAACAUCAUGGUUUGCUGCGAAGUGUGACCUCAUUCUACUUCUCUUUGAUCCUCACAAACUUGAUGUUAGUGAUGAGUUCAGGAGAGUAAUAUCAUCUUUACGGGGUCAUGACGAUAAGAUUCGAGUGGUUUUAAACAAGGCAGACCAAGUUGAUACCCAACAACUGAUGCGGGUUUAUGGAGCGUUAAUGUGGUCACUUGGGAAAGUUCUAAACACUCCUGAGGUUAUGCGUGUCUAUAUUGGCUCAUUCAAUGACAAACCUGUAAAUGAGGCUGCUACUGGUCCAAUUGGGAAAGAACUUUUUGAAAAAGAACAGGAGGACCUUCUUGCUGAUCUAAAAGAUAUACCAAAGAAAGCUUGUGACCGUAGAAUCAAUGAAUUUGUAAAACGCGCCCGAGCUGCCAAGAUACAUGCUUACAUUAUUAGUCAUCUUAAAAAGGAGAUGCCUGCUAUGAUGGGAAAAGCUAAAGCUCAGCAGAGGCUGAUUGACAAUUUGGCAGAUGAAUUUGGAAAGGUCCAAAGGGAGUUCCACUUACCUCCUGGGGACUUCCCGAAUGUUGAGCACUUCAGGGAGAUCUUGAGUGGUUACAAUAUUGAUAAGUUCGAGAAGUUGAAGCCCAAAAUGAUACAAUCUGUUGAUGACAUGCUGGGUUAUGAUAUACCAGAUCUCUUGAAGAAUUUUAGAAAUCCCUACGAUUAGGGAGGAUGGCAGCUGCCUUACAUCCUUGCAGAGUACAAGCACCUAAAUUUUCAACCUCAGAUCAAUUAUUGAGUUCUCCAGUCUCAAACUCCUCCAUUGAUACAGAAAAUUUUAUCAGCCUUCCCUGCGGUAAUUUAUUUAAUAAACUGUUGUUUUAAGUAUAACAAAUUUCAUUAAGAUCAGCAUUUCUUUUAUACAUUACUAUGUAUAUAUUCUUGGAGUGUCCGACAAAAGAGUGUUCUAUCUUCAUUUUUA